AUGGCUUCCACGAUGGCCGCCAAUGCAACUGGGGUACACAACGUACGAUCGAACCGCUCCAACAUGAGUUCAUCCGGGAUGAACAAUGACCGCGCUCGCGGAUCACACAACAACAGUGUGGGGAAGAGCUUCGUUGCUGGUAAGCCCAACUGGAACAACAUCUGGGGUGACUCCAACUUAGGAAAUGGAUUCGGGGAUGAUCAAAACAUCGGCGAUGCUGCGUUUGAAGGAAAGUCAGGCUCGGGUUCAUUGCUGUCGACGUCGGAAUCAGAUGGCUGGGCUGGACGCCCCAACCUGCCGUGGAGUACCGUGAACACCUCGUCCCUGUCCAUGAGCCAGAACCGAAGUGGUAUGGCCACCUCGCCGGUCCAGACUCGUGCGAAUGAUCGGAGUGCCCCGGCUCUUAACGACGCUGGCGAAUCCUCCUACUUCUCGCUGCCCCGCACUACUGGUAUCGGUACCUCCACUGGCACUGCGAGUCACCGACCCUACCUGAACUCUGGAUCUGAGGGCGUAUCGCCGUCGGGAGAUGGCAUGUCGUUUAACGCCUUCCCUGGUCUCCGAAAUGGUGACGGACGUCGACAGAUGAGCUCUUCUGGCCUCGGCGGCAGCCCCGUAGGAGCAACCUUCCCAACCAGCUCUCGCCCGGACGAGAUGGCCGCCUCGAUGGGGAUGGGAUCCCUGGCUUCUGGAAUUCCCGACAACAUGUCCCCUCCUCAGACACGUAGUGGGCUCUCUCACAUGUCUCACAAUUCGACCUCUUACGUCCCUCAACGGCCAGCUCAUUCGGCCCACCCCUCUUUCUACUCCGACAACCACAGUGUCGAGGGUCGCUAUGGCAGUGGCUCCAUUGAUCUUACCGGCGGUUUCAAUAAGCUGCAAGUAAGUGAGAGUGGAUACACUAACCAGGCUGGUGCUCAACGUCCCUCCUUCAUGCCCCAUGCAUCAUUUGACGGAUCCAUUCCCCGUGGCAAAUAUCAGACCAACGAGGAUGCUGGCUACCAAGCACUCGUCGGCUACGGGGCUGAAAGUGCUCAAGAUGUGCACCUCGCCUAUCAGGCACGGUCUCGGGGAGGUGAGACCGGAUCAAUCUCUCCCUCUGAAUAUGCUCGCAUGGAUAGCCCCCUGUAUGCUGGGGUUGGCGGUGCUGCCCAGUAUCGCAACUCAACUGGUGGCCGUGUGGGCGAUGAGAUGACCUUUGAGCGCAGACUGCGAGGCUUCCACGAUCAGGAGUUCGUUCCGGCCCAGGCUAAUUCGCUUCAACGGAUGCAGACUGCUCAGUCAUAUGAGUACCAGAACUUCCACGCUGCACGAUUGAACGCCUUGCAGGGUCUCUACCCCAUGGCCCAUCUCGGCUCAUUCCCUCCUGCCGCUUUGGCCCGCGCAGGCCGUGAGGACCCUGCACAGGUUGUUCGCAGCCCAUUGCUUGAGGAGUUCCGUGCUAACAGCAAGGGCAACAAGCGUUAUGAGUUGAAGGACAUCUACAACCAUGUGGUAGAGUUUAGUGGUGACCAGCAUGGCUCACGCUUCAUCCAGCAGAAGCUGGAGACCGCCAACAGCGAUGAGAAGGAGCAGGUCUUCCGCGAGAUCCAACCAAACUCCUUGCAGUUGAUGACCGAUGUCUUCGGCAACUACGUGGUGCAGAAGCUCUUUGAGCAUGGCAACCAGAGCCAAAAGAAAAUCCUCGCUAACCAGAUGCGUGGACAUGUGCUUGCUCUAUCAACUCAGAUGUACGGCUGCCGUGUCGUGCAAAAGGCCUUGGAGCACAUCCUCACCGACCAACAGGCUGCCAUGGUGAAGGAGUUGGAGAAUCACGUCCUGAAAUGCGUGCGAGACCAGAAUGGUAACCAUGUCAUUCAGAAGGCUAUCGAGCGUGUGCCAUCUCAGUAUGUGCAGUUCAUCAUCAAUGCCUUCCGGGGUCAGGUGAACCGCCACGCUGCGCACCCCUACGGCUGCCGGGUCAUCCAACGGAUGCUGGAACACUGCGAAGAGGCUGAUCGGGAAUCCAUCCUCGCCGAGCUGCAUGCGUGCACCUCGAGUCUGAUCCCUGAUCAGUUCGGGAACUACGUGAUCCAGCAUGUCAUCGAGAAUGGCGAUGCCAAGGACCGUGACCGUAUGAUCCAGAUUGUCAUGUCGCAGUUGCUGGCAUACUCCAAGCACAAGUUUGCCAGCAACGUGGUAGAGAAGAGCAUUGAGUUUGGCGACGAAGAGCAGCGCCACAACAUCAUCUCCACCCUGACUUCGCCCAACGAGCGUGGUGAGAGCCCGCUUCUCGGCUUGAUGCGCGACCAGUAUGGCAACUAUGUCAUUCAAAAGGUGCUUGGCCAGCUGAAGGGCGCCGAGCGCGAAGCCCUGAUUGAGCAGAUCAAGCCCUUGCUGAGCCAGCUGAAGAAGUUCAGCUACGGAAAGCAGAUUGUGGCCAUCGAGAAGCUCAUCUUCGACCCCAACUCGCCAACUGCUGGCCCGCUGCCACACACUACCUCCACCACACCCCCGAACUCUCACAAAUCCUCCCCGCAGCCCUUGAAGCGCACCAUCCCGGCUAUGGAGCAGCCUCAGGCUCCCUUUGUGGGCACUGCGCCACCCACCCCGCCCCCGACGGAAAACCAGAGCACCGUCGACGACUCUUUCGAGUCAAAGGGGCUUUGCAAAAGCACAGUGACCUCGGUUUCGAGUCCCGAGACGGGCAGCACCGGCGUCCCCGUCCCGGUCGAUGGUCACUAA
Messenger RNA from Penicillium subrubescens, 2724 nucleotides. Its product is annotated as mRNA-binding protein PUF3. The record is from RefSeq and is a predicted model, not a curated record. The transcript has 3 exons. NCBI's taxonomy places the organism in Eukaryota, Fungi, Ascomycota, Eurotiomycetes, Eurotiales, Aspergillaceae. The coding region runs from base 1 to 2724 and encodes 907 amino acids. Gene Ontology annotation, molecular function: mRNA 3'-UTR binding. Gene Ontology annotation, biological process: nuclear-transcribed mRNA catabolic process, deadenylation-dependent decay. Gene Ontology annotation, cellular component: cytoplasm.